AUGAAGCUCCUUACCAACAUCCUCGGUGUUGUCUUGUGCAGUGCCGUUGCCGUCAAUGCACGGGCACCCGACUCACAGCAAACUCCCGACAUCGAAGUUCCGAAAGCCCAACCCAGCAUUGACGUACUGCGCGAGAAGGCUACCCGCCAGUGUAUCAGAUAUUGUUUUGAUGGAGUCGCCGGAGUAGACGAAGAUCCUACUGAGUGGGAUAGUGCGAUCGGUUGUGCAUACACAUGCGGCACAAUGAAAGUUCCAGACGAUUCCUUGGAAUACAUGCUUCACUAUGGUUGGGCGUUGGAGGGGCUCAGUAGGGCACCCAAAUACUUACGCAAACGAGCCUCUUGGCUGCGGGAUCUCCUUGAUGCGAACAUUCAGUAUCCGUCUGCGGACCCAAACAACCACUACAGACACGUUUUGGAAAGUAUCGAGAACUUGAAAAGCCAGUUCACUUACUAUCCGACAAAUGAGAUGGGAGAACUGGUAAGAAAGGCGAACUCCGAAGAAGAUGUCAAGCGAACUGCCGCGCUGAGCGAUGGACCGUUUGAGUCAAUGCCAGCAAACGAAGGCACUGACGCUCCAUCGUACGGAGAUCUCCUUGAUAGGGACAGUGAUUCGCCGUCUGCGGACGAGGACGAGGACGCGGAAUAUGCGGAAUUUCUGAGCAGCAAUUGGGAAUAUGCCGACAAGAUCAGUGCCUUGUGGAAUACUGAUAGGAGGUAUGUGGUGGGAGUCCCGGAAAAGACAGGUUCAUCAUCAGAGGGUUCCAGCCGAUAUUGGUUGUACACGUAUGACGGUCGGAAAUUCGGGCCGUACGACAACAAAGCUCUGGUAGAGUUCGAACUUUAA
Molecule: messenger RNA, 846 nt
Organism: Alternaria ethzedia
Lineage: Eukaryota; Fungi; Ascomycota; Dothideomycetes; Pleosporales; Pleosporaceae
Exons: 4
Coding region: 1-846 (281 amino acids)
Source: RefSeq, a predicted model, not a curated record